GAGCGCUCUUCAGUGGAGAUGAGAUGAUCGUGAUGAUAACACAUGAACGCUGAGGAAGGAGUACUUCUGGACUAAGACAGAGCUCUGGCAAUAAGUUUUCACAAUGUUCCUGAAUACAACUGAGGGGUCCCUCCCCACUGAGGCUUCAGAGCUGGAUUGGAUGCAAAUGGACCCGAACAACUGUACAGCACUCCACAACUACACCUUAGCCUGGAAAUGGCUCUCGACCUACCAGCCAGCCUAUCUCAUCCUGAUCAGUGUGGUUGGCGUGGUUGCCAACAGCCUGGUCCUGUGUGUCUUCUGUCUUCAGAGGAAGCCAUGCACCGUGGCUGAUGUCUACCUGGGCAACCUGGCUGCAGCUGACCUGGUCCUAGUGUCCUGCCUGCCCUUCUGGGCCUCUACCAUAGCUAACAACUACCACUGGGUGUUCGGCCAGCUCAUGUGCAAGCUGGUCAACGUGGCCAUCUCCAUGAACUACUAUUGUAGCGUCUUCUUCCUGGUGCAGAUUAGCAUCGACCGCUAUCUGGCGCUGGUCCGACCUAUGUGUCAAAGCCGGUUGCGAAGGGCCGCCUGGGCUAAGGGCAUCUGCCUGGGUAUUUGGGUGUUGGGGUUCCUGCUGAGCCUGCCCAUCCUGGUGUUCCGCCAGGUGAAUUAUGUGGCCAAGGCCUCUGUGACAGCCUGCUACCUGGCCUUCCCCGACCCGGACUGGCAAAUCCAGCGUAACAUCACCAAUAACGUGGUUGGGUUCCUGCUUCCUGUGACGGUGGUGGCGUACUGCAGCCACCACAUUGUGAUGGCCCUGAAAGAAGGUCAGCUCAGGAAAAGUCCUCUGGGGAGGUCGGAGAGGAAGGCCACAAAACUGGUCUUUAUCGUCCUGGCAACCUUCCUCAUCUGCUGGACACCCUUCCAAGUUGUGAGAUUCCUAGAUACAUUGGAUUACUUCCAGGUCACUACAGGGUGCCUCUGGGGUCACAUUCUGGACAUUUGCAUACAGCUGUCCACUUACCUGGCCUACGCUAACAGCACCAUAAACCCUUUUUUGUAUGUCAUUGUUGGGAGACACUUCAGGAAAAGAGCCAAAGAGGUUUUUGGGACAAUGCUAAACCGAAGAUUUACUGAUAAAUCUUUCCUGAUGGUCAAUUUAACUUCUAGUGGAAGGCUGAACAAUCAAAAAAUAUUGUUUAAAUAGCGGGUGAGACAAACUGUAAUGACACAAUGUGAACAGAUUGUGAAACAAACUAUGACGUGACCAGUUCCCGUCUGUCUCAAUGUCUGUCAUAACAUCCGAACUGAACCAGACUGAAACAUUUAAUCCAUAAAUGAUUUUAUUUCAUGUAAAUCGGUCAUGUACUCGGAUUGAUCUUUGUCACUUGUUUGUGUAAAACCUAAUGAGAUAACUUAAUUAUCAGCAUCUUACAUAUUAUUUCUGUAUUUGUUAAAUUUCUCCUUUAUGGCGGAAGUCUGCUCCGCGUAAUGAAGAGGUUCAUUACUGUGAAUUUUAUUUUUUUCUGUCUACAAAAUACAAUAUCUACCUCGUUAGCUCUAUCUAUUUCCUCUUGUAAUUACUUUGUUGAUUGAUGAUGAAAGAUUAAGAAUAGCUAAAGAUGCCAUUUGGGUGCACAAUCCUGAAGAUUUAUGUUGUAAUGUAAGGGCAAAAUAACAACUGUCUGGUGUAGAAGAUUAAUCUAAAUGUGAUCCAUGAAGUCGUGUAUUGUCAUUGAGUACCUUUUAACUUUGACAGAGUGUGCCAUUAUAAAAUGAUUCUCCUAUAGCAGGACUAUGAAUGGGACUUAAUGCACUGGGGAUAAAUGUAAAUGUAAAAGGUUAUGUUGACCUUCAAGAGCUUAUAUUACUUGUUCUUGUUGUGGACUAAACCAAAAGAUGUACAGGUUGAAAAGUUAUUAUUUCUAAUUAUUGCUUAAAAUAUUUAUUGCAGGAUUUAAAAUGUUUUAAACUGCACUUGAUGAUUUAAGUAGACCCAUGCUGUGAUUGAUUGUUAAAUAAAC
Esox lucius (northern pike) is the source of this 2006-nucleotide messenger RNA. RefSeq names its product B2 bradykinin receptor. Gene Ontology annotation, biological process: G protein-coupled receptor signaling pathway; immune response; neutrophil chemotaxis. Lineage: Eukaryota; Metazoa; Chordata; Actinopteri; Esociformes; Esocidae. The coding region runs from base 104 to 1189 and encodes 361 amino acids. The transcript has 2 exons. Gene Ontology annotation, molecular function: bradykinin receptor activity. Gene Ontology annotation, cellular component: membrane. The record is from RefSeq and is a predicted model, not a curated record.